UAUGGCUGGAAACAUUCGGCGGGUAGUAUAAAACAACCUCGCGAUAACAAUAUUAAUGGAUCGAAAUCCUGAUCCAGAAUGUAAAAAUGAAGAAAAGAAAAAGAUUUGUUAUAUUCACAGUGAUGACAUUUUACAAAAAUGUAACACAUUGAUGAGAAUACCUAACCGGGCUGAUAUGGUUCACUCAUUGAUUGAAGCUUAUGGUUUAUUGAAUUGCAUGAGUAUUGUAGAACCACGACAAGCUACAGAUGAUGAGUUAUUAGGUUUCCAUGCUACAAAUUAUAUAGAGUUUUUACAUACAUUAGAUGAUUUAUCAGAAGAAGAUAAAUGUGGUGAUGAAGCUGAAGAAUUUGGCCUUGUGUAUGACUGUCCUAUACAAGAUGGAGUUUUCCACUGUGCGUCACUUGUAGGUGGUGCUACUAUUACAGCGGCUGAGAAACUUGUAUCAGGAGAAAGUGAUAUUGCAAUUAACUGGUAUGGUGGCUGGCAUCAUGCUCAUAGAGAUUCAGCUUCAGGUUUCUGUUAUAUAAAUGAUGUGGUAUUAGGGAUAUUAAAGUUGAGGCAAAAGUUUGACCGGGUGCUUUAUAUAGAUUUAGAUUUACACCAUGGAGACGGCGUUGAAGAAGCUUUUUGUUGUACUAAUAAAGUUUUAACACUUUCCUUUCAUAAAUAUUCUCCCGGAUUCUUUCCAGGUACUGGUUCAUGUGAAGAAAGGGGUUAUAGUAAAGGCAAAUAUUAUAGUGUAAAUGUUCCUUUAUUGGAUGGUCUUAAAGAUGAAGAAUUCUAUAGUAUAUUUUAUAGAAUAAUGUGUAAAGUUAAAGAAGUAUUUAAACCAGAAGCUGUUGUAUGUCAGUGUGGAGCAGAUGGUCUAGAAGGUGAUCCCAUGCAGUCUUUCAACUUAUCACCCUCUUCUCUUGGCCAGUGCAUACAAUACAUCAUGUCCUUAAAUAAACCACUGGUUCUACUUGGAGGAGGUGGAUAUAAUUUUAUAAACACUGCUAAAUGUUGGACAUAUUUAACAAGUAUUGCUAUCAAUAGAGAAAUAUCACAUGAUAUACCAGAUCAUAAGUAUUUCUCUAUGUAUGGACCCGACUUUGAUCUGACUGUAUCAGUUGGUAAUAGAAGUGACAGUAAUACUAGAGAAUAUUUACACCAGAUAUAUACAACUGUCAUUGAUAAUCUAGAGAAGAUAGGCAGCUGAUGUUUAUAUAAAUGUAUUCAGAAAUGUUGUUAAAAUUUGUUUAUGUUGUUAAAAUUUGUUAAUAAUUGUACAGUAUAAUAUAAACUGGUAUAUUUAUAAUUGGUUAUAAAAGAUAUUUUUAUUUUUCAAUUAAAUUUGUUUAUAAUUUGUAAUUUUCUCCUUAUAGAUUUAGAUCUAUUUUAUUACAUUUUACAUAAACUUGCCGCACUCUAAUGUCCUAAUACUUGUAAAUCAUUUGCUUUAGGAUAGAAUUCAUAUUGCCUUUUUUCAAUUAUAUUUUUGAAUGAAAAUUCUUUUAUAUGGAGAAUAAUAAGAGUGCAUUAUGUAAGGUAUACAAGGUAAUUUGCACAUAAGUGCUAGAAAGUAUGAUAAUGCCUGGUGUACGAGUAACCCAGUUCAACAUUGUAAACAAUUCAAUUUAAACCCUGCUAGCAUAGUAUUAAACAUAAUAUCAUUGUCAAGACAAACCUAAAGCUGUGAAUUAAUAACUUUACGACAGGGCAUGCACAUUCAGUAAAGGACAUUGCCUUGAACAUUAAAUAUAACUAAGAUACUUUUUAUUGUAUUUUCAAUCCAUUUUGGCACUCAUGGCCUAUUAUUAUGUGACAUUUAAAGUAAAGGUCUGUAAUUUGCAUUUUUAGGAAAAUAUCAAAAAGGGUCCAUUAAUUAGAUUUCGCGAACAUUUUAAGAUGGAGUUUCAUAGCACGUCAAUCUCGAUCGGGCUAUAUUGCGCCAAACAUAUGGUGAAAAAUGAGACAGACUAAAAUAUAUCGCAACAAAAUAAAUUUAGAUGCAUAUAAAACAAAUACAGACGUUUUGAAAUUAAGAAUAAAUAGAACUAUGCAUAUAAAUAUUUAAAAUAGAAAAUAAAAUGAUAGAUAUAUAUAUACAAUUAAAAUGAUAGAUAUAUACAACUAAAAACAAUUAUAACUAGAACUGCGAUGCAGUAAUGACGGGUUUCACCGGUGCCACGUUACCCUAAACAUAUUUCACUUCCGGUACCAAUGAAACCAUUAAACAGGUUUCCACCUAAUCAUUGCACACAUCAAAUAAAAUGGACGUCGAAUCAACCAAAUCCAGCAAUAUCAAUUCAUUUUAUACAUUUGUUACAUGUAAGUGUACAGUACUUCCGGUGAUAAUGAAAAUGUUCAAUUAGUUUUAUGAAAUCAGAAAUGGCAUAAGGCAUCACAUGGUGAAAAUUUUAUGUACGUCGAAUAAUAAUUGCCACUUUUAUAGACCCAAAAGCUUAAAAAGUGACUUGUAGAAAACCGUCUAUUUCUCUGCAACCGUAAAAGUUAGAAACCAUUUUCUGGUAUCUGUAUGAUCGUAUGGGUUCAUUCUAUUUGGUGAUUGGAAUCAAAUAUCAUAAUUUUAAAAACAUAACAACCCAGACUCAUUUGAAUAAAAUAUCUGUUUUGAGGGCUAAAAAUACAGUUUUUGACAAAAUGACGUUACUUCCGGUGAUAAUGAAAAUCUUAAAUUACUUGUAUGAAAUCGUAAAUGGCAUUAGGUAUCACAUAGUGAAAAUUUCAUGAAAAUCGAAUAAUAAUUAACACUUUUAUGGACAAAAAACCUUGAAAAGUGACCUGUUGAAAAUUGCCUAUUCCUCCGCAACUGAACAAGUUAGAAACCAUUUUGUGAUAUCUAUAUGAUCGUAUGGGUUCACUCUAUUAGUUGAUUAGAAUCAAAUAUCAAAAUUUUAAACAAACAACAAAUACGACUCAUUUCAAUAAAUUAUUUGUUUCUAAGGCUAUAAAUACAGUUUUUGCCCAAAUUUCGUCAUUUCCGGUGACAUGGAAAAUGUUAAAUUGAGUUGAACUAGUCACAAUU
This is a messenger RNA of Patella vulgata (common limpet), 3031 nucleotides long. Its product is annotated as histone deacetylase 8. The transcript has 11 exons. The record is from RefSeq and is a predicted model, not a curated record. Gene Ontology annotation, molecular function: histone deacetylase activity. The coding region runs from base 56 to 1201 and encodes 381 amino acids. Lineage: Eukaryota; Metazoa; Mollusca; Gastropoda; Patellidae.